AUGGAUGAGACUGACUCUGGACUGGGCAACCAGGCCCUACUCACCAAGAUCGACAAGCUCAGAGAGCUCAAUGUUGGUUCUCUUGUCCCUCUCCCCCAGCUUGUUGUGGUCGGCGACCAGUCUUCUGGCAAGAGCUCUGUUCUCGAGAGUCUCACUGGCUUUUCGUUCCCGAGGGCUGCAGGUCUCUGUACUCGUUAUGCAACCCAGAUCACUUGCCGACGCGAGGCUGUGGAGACCAUCAACAUCUCGAUCAUCCCUCACCCGUCUUCCUCGCAGGCUCGCCGGGAUGCGUUGCAUCAAUUCAAGUCGCACGUCACCAAUACUCGUGGUGAAGACUUUGCAAAGAUCUUCGAAGAUGCGAACAAGGUGAUGGGAAUCCGACCAGCUUCUUCCUCGGAUAGCGCCUCGGAGUCGGAAGGCAACAAUGACGAUCUCAAUGCCUUCAGCCAGGACAUCCUCAAGAUCGAGAUCAACGGCCCGCAGCAGAACCAUCUCACUGUGAUUGAUGUUCCGGGCAUUUUCCGCGCCGCUACACCUGGACUCACCACCGAGAGUGAUAUAUCUCUUGUCCAGGACAUGGUGAAGGGGUACAUGAAGGAUCCUCGCACCAUCAUUCUAGCUGUCAUCCCCUGCAAUGUCGACAUUGCCACCCAGGAGAUUCUCAAACUCGCCAAGGAUGCCGACCUCGAGGGUGUCCGGACAAUGGGAGUCCUCACCAAACCCGACCUGGCGACCGAGCGUGUCACACAACAAGCCGUCAUUGAUCUCGUAGAGGGCAAGCGCAAUGAUCUUCGACUUGGUUACUGCCUUGUGAAGAAUCGCGGCGCCGACGAUAACAAGUCCUCACUCCGUCAGAGGAACCUGAAAGAGAAGGAGUUCUUUCAAGGGGCUCCGUGGUCCACCAUUUCAGAUAAUGGACGGGUAGGUAUCGAAUCCCUGAAGCAGCGCCUCAGAGAGCUUCUGAUGGAUAUAUCCAAGAGGGAGCUGCCAAACGUGAAGGCUGAGGUUGGCCGGAAGCUGGGAGAGAAGCGCAAGCUGAGUGAGAUCAUGGGGCCCUCCCGUGGUGAGACCAAUGAGCAACGACUCUACCUUACACGUCUUGGAACUAGAUUCCAAACAAUCUCUAGCCACGCCCUGAACGCGUACUACACCGAUGAACAAAUGUUCACCGAGUCUCCACACAUGAGACUGGUCACUCGUAUCAUCAAGCUGAAUGACGCCUUCUCCCACACGUUUGCGACCCGAGGUCACUUGCGCGCUUUCCACACCAUCUCUGGUCUCGUCUACGACGAUGAUGAUGACAUGGCGAAGAACAAAGCGCACAAAGUCGACUUUCCGAUCCCAGUCUCCAAGUACAAGGAGCUCCACGAUAUCAUUGUCACUGAGACAUAUGACUGUCCGAUGCCCCUUACAGACUGCAUCAUGGCACAUAUUGAAGGGGUGUACAAGGACAGCCGCGGUCCAGAGCUGGGAACUUUCAAUGGUACGCUCCUCGGCACCACUUUCAAGGAACAGUCGUCCAAAUGGGAGAAGUUGGUUCUCUCCCAUAUCACCAACGCCAUUGUUCUGGUUCACCAGUUCAUCUUCGAUCUCCUUACAGACUGUUGUCCUGACCCCAGCGUCCGAAACGCGCUCUGGGACACUGUGCUGCUGGAUCAGCUCCGCGGCUGCUACUCUCGAGCUAUGCAACACACCCGUUUCCUGCUCACAGUGGAGCGAGAGGGCAAACCAAUGACCUACAAUCACUACUUCAACGCCAACCUUCAGAAAGCCCGUAGUGGCCGCAUCCUUGCUGAGGUGAAGGACAAGGGAAUGAUGCCUGGAUGCAACAAUUGCCGCCAUAUUACUGGCGGUCAGACGAUGGUUUCAACCUCUUCCCUGCAAAACCUCGCCGUAGACAAGGGCAAUGCCAAGCAGACCUGCGAAGACGUUCACGACAUCCUACGAAGCUACUACAAAGUCGCCCGCAAGCGAUUUGUUGACGUCGUCUGCCAGCAGGUCAUUGAUCACUACCUGUUGAACGGACAAGAUAGCCCCCUGCGUGUCCUAUGUGCGACCCGCGUCGCCCAGCUGAGCGAGGACCAGCUCGACGAGAUUGCAGGCGAGGACGCUGGCACGAAGCGCCAGCGCGUCCUCGUUACAGAGGAAAUCCAGAGACUCGAGGCCGCCAUGAAGGUUUUGCGGGGCUAG
This is a messenger RNA of Thyridium curvatum, 2190 nucleotides long. RefSeq lists its product as uncharacterized. The transcript has 3 exons. Lineage: Eukaryota; Fungi; Ascomycota; Sordariomycetes; Thyridiales; Thyridiaceae. The record is from RefSeq and is a predicted model, not a curated record. Gene Ontology annotation, cellular component: microtubule; cytoplasm; membrane. Gene Ontology annotation, molecular function: GTPase activity; GTP binding; microtubule binding. Bases 1 to 2190 code for a protein of 729 amino acids.